AAAAAGUCCAUAGACCAAAAGGCUUCUCUUUCUACUUUCUCUCUCUAGUCUCCACCACAGUUGUAGAACUAUAAAGGCUAAAAAUCAAUUAGGAGUUAGGACUAGUCUUUGGUUCCACUCCAACUGCUGACAAGUCUUUCUCUUCAAUCGUUUUCGCACCAAACGAUAACGUCAUCGUUUCCCAUUAAAAUCUUUAAAAUCUUAGAUUUUACUCUAUUCCCGACCUCCCCAGUCUCUCUCUUCUCCAAACCUUGUUUAUUCCUCUGCGAUUUGCUGUUCCUUCCUUAUCUGAAGCUCCAGAGGUGGAGAUCGAGAGGGAGAGAGAGAGAGAGAGGAGGAUAAGCAAGAUCUUUUUAAUGGGUUCUGAUUCUUUUCCCGUCUUAACUCCAUCCAAGCCCAAUUCUUCACCCGCCCAGGAGGAAGACUCACCUAACCCUUCCACUGCCCUUCUUGCCUUCGAUACUGACUCCUCCCCUUCAGACCCUUCUCAGAAAUCCACCACCACCCCCACCACCACCACCAUCCUCUUUAUUACCCUUCUCAUCAUCACCUGCAUCUCCCUUGCUGCCUCUGGCGCCUUUGCCUUCCUCUUCUUCUCCUCCACUUCUCGCUCCCAGCAACCUUCCACUUCUCUUGCUUCCCAAUCUUCAACUCCAGCAGAAACAGAAACCACCGCUCGCCCUCUCACCAAGCUCGAUCAUCCCGUCGUUCUCCUCAUCUCUUCCGAUGGGUUCCGAUUUGGGUAUCAAUUCAAAACCCCUACCCCCAACAUAGGUCGUCUUAUCGCCAACGGCACUGAAGCCGAAACUGGUCUCAUCUCUGUUUUCCCUACCCUGACGUUUCCCAACCAUUACUCGAUCGUCACUGGACUCUACCCUGCCUACCAUGGCAUCAUCAAUAAUUAUUUUGUCGAUCCCAUCUCUGGGGACUCAUUCAACAUGGGCAGCCACGAACCCAAAUGGUGGCUGGGCGAACCCUUGUGGGAAACCGUGGUCAAUCAUGGAUUGAAGGCUGCUACCUAUUUCUGGCCAGGCUCUGAGGUACAUAAAGGUUCUUGGGACUGCCCUUGGAAGCUCUGCCAAUAUUACAAUGGUUCUGUGCCUUUCGGAGAACGUGUUGAUACCGUCCUACAGUACUUUGAUCUUCCUAGUAGUGAGAUCCCUGCGUUCAUGACUCUGUAUUUUGAAGACCCAGAUCAUCAGGGUCACAAGGUUGGAGCUGACGAUCCGGAGAUCACUGAAGCAGUUGCCGGGAUAGAUAGGAUGAUCGGAAGGCUGAUUGACGGGCUGGAGAAAAGAGGGGUUUUUGAGGAUGUCACCAUAAUUAUGGUGGGUGAUCAUGGAAUGGUCGGUACCUGUGAUAAAAAACUCAUCUAUCUUCAUGAUCUCGGACCCUGGAUUGAUAUCCCGAAGGAUUGGGUCCAGUCGUACAGUCCAUUGCUUUCGAUUCGGCCUCCAGCAGGUGUCUCCCCUUCAGAUGUCGUAACCAAGAUGAUGGACGGCUUGAGCUCUGGGAAGAUUGAGAAUGGUAAGAAUCUCAAGGUUUUUCUUAAGGAGGAUCUUCCCGAUCGACUUCAUUAUGUAGGGAGCGAUAGAAUUUCACCCAUAAUAGGACUAGUUGCAGAAGGGUUUAAGGUGGAGCAGGCUAGAUCGAAGAGUAAAGAAUGUGGAGGAGCGCAUGGAUACGACAAUGCAUUCUUCUCCAUGAGAACCAUUUUCAUCGGCCAUGGACCUCAGUUCGCUAGAGGUCGCAAGGUCCCAUCCUUUGAGAAUAUCCAGAUAUACAAUCUAAUCACUUCUAUCCUUAAGGUACAGGGAGCCCCUAAUAAUGGGUCAGCGUCGUUUCCAGAAACUAUUCUGUUGCCCAGUUCCUGAUGCCCAGUUAGCUCGCAUGCUUUUGAGGGAUGUCUACCACAACAGGACGGAUCAAAACUGAGCAAGAUGAAUCUGUCGUCCUCCGGAAUGGGUGUUCCGAGUUCUUAAAAUUAACUUACACCUGGUUUUGCAGCAGUGGAACAAUGUAAGUGGUCAUGGAAUCCCUCUUAAUCUUAUUAAUCAUCUGAAGUAUCUGUUAAUGCCGACAUCCCUACAACUCUUUUCUGGCUAUCUUGGUUCUUGCUGGAGUAUUUAGCAAUUGAAGACUAGCACUAUAGUUGUAAAGUUGUAAUUUUGUAAACUGGUUUAUUAAUUUGCUUAAAGAAUAGAGAUAAAAGGUCCUCUUGGAUCUUUAUGGAGUUUAUCUUUUCA
Macadamia integrifolia is the source of this 2246-nucleotide messenger RNA. Its product is annotated as ectonucleotide pyrophosphatase/phosphodiesterase family member 3-like. Gene Ontology annotation, cellular component: vacuole. The record is from RefSeq and is a predicted model, not a curated record. The transcript has a single exon. Bases 357 to 1874 code for a protein of 505 amino acids. NCBI's taxonomy places the organism in Eukaryota, Viridiplantae, Streptophyta, Magnoliopsida, Proteales, Proteaceae.